AAAGAGAGAACAAAAAAUUAAAGAGAAGAAAAUCAUAAAAUAGAAGAACAUUCCCAUUUCCCAAGCUAUGAAAAAUUGGUAUCUCAUCCACUGACUUUGUUCACCGAUCCAUUUUUCAGGGUUAGGGUUCUUGUCCUUCUUUCCUUUUAGGUGUUUGCAAUGGCGUAACAGAUACAUUGGGAAAUGGAGGCAGAGGAAGCGUACAGAAGUAGAGAGCGCACAGUGCUGGUGGUAAUAGUGGUACUGGCUUCGGUGGCCGUGUCCUCCUUGCUCGUCGCCUUCAGCUACUAUUGUUACAUUCGGAACAAGGUCUCUAAGCGCCUCAAGGACCGCCAAAGGGCUGAUAAUGAGGGCAAAGGUGGCUUUCAAAAUCUGCAAGUUGCGGCUGAGAAGGGGCUUCAGGUAUUCACUUUCAAGCAGCUUCAUUCCGCAACUGCUGGUUUCAGCAAGUCAAAUGUAGUUGGGCAUGGUGGAUUCGGGCUAGUGUACCGAGGGGUGCUCAAUGAUGGUAGGAAAGUUGCUAUUAAGUUGAUGGAUCAGGCAGGAAAGCAAGGAGAAGAUGAAUUUAAAGUAGAGGUGGAAUUGCUGAGUCGGCUGCAUUCUCCUUAUUUGUUGGCGUUGGUUGGGUAUUGUUCUGAUAAUAACCAUAAAUUACUGGUGUACGAGUUCAUGGCAAACGGUGGUCUGCAGGAACAUUUAUAUCCUGUGAGCAGUACCAGUUCUAUCUCCCUAAAAUUGGACUGGGAAACUAGAUUGAGAAUAGCCCUUGAAGCUGCGAAGGGUUUAGAAUAUCUACAUGAACACGUCAGUCCUCCAGUGAUUCACAGAGAUUUUAAGAGCAGUAACAUCCUAUUAGACAAAAAUUUUCAUGCCAAAGUUUCUGAUUUUGGAUUGGCGAAGCUUGGAUCGGAAAAGGCUGGUGGAUAUGUUUCAACCCGAGUGUUAGGCACCCAAGGCUAUGUUGCCCCUGAGUAUGCCUUGACAGGCCAUCUGACUACUAAGUCCGAUGUCUAUAGUUAUGGCAUUGUCCUUUUAGAGUUGCUCACAGGCAGAGUUCCAGUUGAUAUGAAGAGACCUCCUGGGGAAGGUGUUCUAGCAUCUUGGGCAUUACCCCGGCUGACAGACAGAGAUAAGGUUGUAGAGAUUAUGGAUCCUGCUCUGCAGGGUCAGUACUCACUGAAGGAGGUUAUUCAGGUAGCUGCAAUUGCUGCAAUGUGCGUGCAACCAGAGGCAGAUUACAGGCCGCUGAUGGCUGAUGUUGUACAAUCACUGGUUCCGCUGGUGAAGACUUACAGGUCAAGUUCAAAGGUAGGCAGCUGCUCUAGUUUCCAAGUUAAAUCGCCCACAACACAUGAUUUUGGAAAAGCUAGUGUAUGAAACCGAUUAUUUAGCUAACUUGGAUUAACAUGAACUGUGUAAUCUAUGAACGAUUUAGAGAAAACUGCUUUGUUUGUUUU
Juglans microcarpa x Juglans regia is the source of this 1457-nucleotide messenger RNA. RefSeq names its product probable serine/threonine-protein kinase PBL7. The record is from RefSeq and is a predicted model, not a curated record. NCBI's taxonomy places the organism in Eukaryota, Viridiplantae, Streptophyta, Magnoliopsida, Fagales, Juglandaceae. Bases 184 to 1377 code for a protein of 397 amino acids. The transcript has 6 exons. Gene Ontology annotation, molecular function: ATP binding; protein kinase activity. Gene Ontology annotation, biological process: protein phosphorylation.